CUCAGCAGCUGACAGUGAAACACGGACCGAAGCAACCUUCAUUCAUCAUUUUGAGACUAUGGGGCCGACAGGUGAGGUGGUGUUUGGCAGCCAGGUGCCGGUCUGCUCGGAGAACCGGCUGCGAUGGGAUCUGACCCCCGAGCGGAUCCAGCAGCUCUCCGACGAGCUCGUCGCCGACACCAAGAAGGUGUACGACCGCGUCGGCGCUCUGGAGCUCGACACCGUCUCCUUCGAGAACACCCUGAAGGCCCUCGCUGACGUGGAGGUCGAGUACACCGUCCAGAGGAACAUGCUGGACUUCCCUCAGCACGUCUCUCCCAGUAAGGAGGUCCGAGCAGCGAGCACCGACGCCGACAAGAGUCUGUCUGAGUUCGACGUGGAGAUGAGCAUGAGGGAGGACGUCUACCAGAGGAUCGUCGCUCUGGAGAAGAAGAUCGAUGCCGACAGCCUCAACGCAGAGUCCAAGCGUUACAUGGAGCGGCUGAUCAAGCUGGGGAAGAGGAACGGACUCCACCUGCCCAAAGAGACACAAGUGGAGAUUAAAAGCAUCAAGAAGAAGCUGAGCAACCUCUGCAUCGACUUCAACAAGAACCUGAACGAGGACACGACCAGUCUGUCCUUCAGCAGGGACGAUCUGGGCGGCCUCCCCGAGGACUUCCUCAGCUCUCUGGAGAAGGACGGAGAGAAGCUGAAGGUAACCCUGAAGUAUCCUCACUACUUCCCCACCAUGAAGAAAUGCUUCAUCCCCGAAACUCGCCGCAAGCUGGAGGAAGCCUUCAACUCCCGCUGCAAAGAGGAGAACUCGGUCAUCCUCAAGGAGCUGGUGGAGCUUCGGGCUCGUAAGAGUUCCCUGCUGGGCUUCAGCACGCACGCCGACUUCGUCCUGGAGAUGAACAUGGCCAAGUCUGGGAAGAAGGUGGCCACUUUCCUGGAGGAGCUCGCCUGUAAGCUGGAGCCUCUGGGAGAAGAAGAGCGAGCCGUCAUCCUCAAGCUGAAGGAGAAGGAGUGUCAGAAGAGGAGUCUGCCUUUCAACGGAGAUCUGCAGGCCUGGGACACUCGUUACUUCAUGACCCAGGUGGAGGAGACCCAGUACGCGGUGGACCAGAACCUCCUGAAGGAGUACUUCCCGAUGGAGGUGGUGACUCAGGGCUUGUUGAACAUCUAUCAGGAGCUUCUGGGUUUGAGCUUCGAGCUUGUUGACGGAGCAGCUGUUUGGCAUCCGGACGUCACGCUGUACUGUGUGAAGGACCGGAGCCGCGGACAGAUGGUGGGCCAGUUCUACCUGGACCUCUACCCCAGGGAGGGGAAGUACGGCCACGCCGCCUGCUUCGGCCUGCAGCCCGGCUGUCUGCUUCCUGACGGCACUCGGCAGAUGUCGGUUGCAGCGAUGGUUGCGAACUUCAGCAAACCGACGGCGGACGCUCCGUCGCUGCUGCAGCACGACGAGGUGGAGACGUACUUCCACGAGUUCGGACACGUCAUGCACCAACUCUGUGCUGAGGCGGACUACGCCAUGUUCAGCGGGACUCACGUGGAGCGGGACUUUGUGGAGGCUCCGUCUCAGAUGCUGGAGAACUGGGUCUGGGAGAAGGAGCCGCUGCAGAGGAUGUCACGACACUACAAGACCGGAAACCCGAUCCCCGACGAGCUGCUGGACAAACUCAUCAAGUCCCGCCUCGCCAACACCGGUCUCUUUAAUCUGAGGCAGAUCGUUCUGGCUAAAGUUGAUCAGGCUCUGCACACUAGAGGAGGACUCGAUGCUGCCGAGGAGUACGGACGCCUCUGUCAGGAGAUCCUGGGAAUCCCUUCUUCCCCAGGAACCAACAUGCCGGCCACCUUCGGGCAUCUUGCCGGCGGUUACGAUGCUCAGUACUACGGUUACCUGUGGAGCGAAGUGUUCUCCAUGGACAUGUUCUACGCUCGCUUCAAAGAGGAGGGCAUCAUGAACCCUAAGGUCGGUCUGGACUACAGGAACUUCAUCCUGCGGCCCGGCGGCUCCGAGGACGCCUCCGAGAUGCUGCGGAAGUUCCUCGGGCGAGAACCGAAGCAAGAAGCGUUCCUCCUGAGCAAAGGAUUGACGGUGGAGCAGGGAACGCCGUGUCCCUGCUGACCAAUCACAGCAGCCGGCUCCUCCCCCCCGCUGUGACCCGCACAUUACGGUUCACGGAGACCAGAGGACUGAGUUUUCUAGAAAAAAAAACAUGUUACCUGUAAAAAAAAUGACCCGUUAAAUAAAAAGAUUUGAGGCGA
Scomber scombrus (Atlantic mackerel) is the source of this 2250-nucleotide messenger RNA. It is a transcript of the gene thop1, whose product is annotated as thimet oligopeptidase 1. Gene Ontology annotation, cellular component: mitochondrial intermembrane space. The coding region runs from base 59 to 2110 and encodes 683 amino acids. Gene Ontology annotation, molecular function: metalloendopeptidase activity. Gene Ontology annotation, biological process: proteolysis; peptide metabolic process. The record is from RefSeq and is a predicted model, not a curated record. The transcript is spliced from 14 exons. NCBI's taxonomy places the organism in Eukaryota, Metazoa, Chordata, Actinopteri, Scombriformes, Scombridae.